Molecule: messenger RNA, 5095 nt
Organism: Athalia rosae (coleseed sawfly)
Lineage: Eukaryota; Metazoa; Arthropoda; Insecta; Hymenoptera; Athaliidae
Exons: 6
Coding region: 151-4767 (1538 amino acids)
Source: RefSeq, a predicted model, not a curated record
CUCUGGUGUAUUUGAUAUCAGUAUAUUUAAUAUGACGUUUACAAUAAUUUUGAUAGGACAAUAUUCGGUUUUAAAACCUUCUCAUCGUUGAAUUUUUCUUAAUUAUCCUGAAGCAGAACUGAUUCAAUAGUGAUAUCGUAUUUAACCAUCAUGUGCGACGUGUUGAAACGAAAGUCCCAGGGAUAUUGUCGCGGUAAAAAUAAACUACGAACUGUCACCACGACAAAAUGGGAGCUACCGAUAUCUGGUUCGAAAUCUUACUGGGACAAAAUUUGCAACGACCUUGAACGACGCAAGGAACACGUAAGUUAUGCAUCUCACCUUUCCUCUCCCUCGCCCGAUGCAACAAUCGAUCCUAACGCGCUUUCAAAUUCCCAACAAAUAAAACUGAACAAAUUUAAUUGCGGUGAUGAACCGAUUGUCAAAAUAUCUCCGCCAACGCCGAUGCGAACGGCACCCCCGAGUCACCCCGAUAAACCAACAGUAAAUGGAAAUUACUCUAAUUAUAAAAACGAUGCAAAUGAAGUAACAAAUACGGUCUCACCGGAUAUUUUGAGUUCCGUUAAAGUGGCCGGAAGUAGGGACGUAGAUCUGUACGACAUUUCGGUGACCAUGACAGAGUUUUUAAAAGCGAAUAACGUUAAGACGAAAAAAUCUUGUCAGAUUCAUAAAAACGCGACCCCGUUAAAGAUAUUCGACGACAAUCUUAAACAAUUUUUGCCAAAAAAAGAAUUGCCAACUAAAUUACCUGCACCUGCACCAUCGGUUCCGGCGACAAAUUUUUUAUUCUCUUCCAAAAUACACAGAGGAAAAGAUUGCCCCUUCCGGCAAAAACCAGCGCCUGAAAAUCGCACAGAUUUCGGUGUCACUUUGGCCUCAAGUAAAAACCAUGUACCAAAAAUUUUGAGGCCUGUAGAUCUACGUAAAAUUAACACUGAUCAAUUUUUAAAAGUGCCAACAUCACCCUAUGCUCAUUUACGCCCGUCAUCGAGCUAUCGCAUUUCAAACUCUAAAUCAAAAUCUAAAAUCCUCGAGUCCAACUUGACCUACAUGUUAGAAAUCCCGAAGCUGGAAGAUGCCAUUAAAGACUCUAUCGACAAAAUUGAUGACACGAACGACUCAGAAGCCGACGUACAGUUAGGCAUAAAUGACCAACAAAAGAACCAAAAAAUAGCCACACCAGAAACUGGAAUCGUAAGCAUUGGCAGUGACGCAAGUGCAGAUUUCAAUGCUUCGGAAUUGACGGGAGGAUCUGAAUCUAUCAGGCAAACCAGCAGCUUACCAAGAUUGUCCGAAGAGUUAUCGAUGGCUCUAGAUUCAGAAAAUGCUGAGGGCAAACUGUGUCCAGUUGGAGACAGAAUUGACGUUACGAGUGUAAAAGACAAAGUAGAAAAGGACUUUCUCAGGGUACCGAAAUUGGGCACGAUCAGUUCCUAUCCUAGUUUCAGCAAAUUAACAGCUGGAGACAGCGUGGAGGGAGACGAGGGUCAAAAGAAAGAAGCCCAAGGAUCACCCGGAGGUGACAAUUUUCAAAUAUUGAAAAUUUCGGACCGACAAUCAGAAUCAGCUAAAAGAGAUUAUUUGAAGGUCCCAAAAUUGAGCAUGAUGAGCUCGUAUCCCAGUUUUACCAGCCUUAUCCCCGAAAGUCUCGAUAGCGACGACAACGCUUUGGAAUCGACUUCCGACCGAGCUGUUCCGGGGGAUCUUUCAAGUUCGGGAAUUUCUAAAUCAUCUCAAGGCGCGGUCGUCGGCGGAGAAAAGCUCGCGCAGUCGGGUAUCGUCAAUGAAAAGACCGUCACCUACAACGAUGGUUCGGAGCCGAUGACGAAUCAAACGAAAGAAGUUGACUCGAGCCCGGAUUCUUCGACCAACAAGCGUGCGAAACGAAAAAAAUCUUUGAAAGACUCUAUACGCUACGCUUACAAAGCUUUGAAAUUUCUGACGCCUAAUAAAACACUGGAUUUCGAACCGCGAAGUUAUCAUCCCCAGGAUCAAACUGGUUCUUCCGGUGGGUCAAGCGAAAGUUCCCGCACGUCGAAAUACUCGAAAGUUGAACCAGCGAUCAAACUUCUGACUUACGACGACAUAGAAAAAGACAGAGCCCCCGAACGAUCGAUGAGCUCGAGCAGUUAUGGAACGGUUAGAUCAAGACUGAAGCAAAAUGCUUCUCAGUACUUGGGUUCGGAAUAUGCUUUCACAAGUUCAAGAGCCCGACCCGCGACCGCGUCUACGACGAUGCCUUCUUUAACGAGAUCCACGUCCGGUCCCAGCCUGAACUUUCAGGAACCUGUGCUCCAGAAACCUUCGAAUGCGAUUCUGAAAAAUUUACCUAAAAUAUCCAUAUAUCCACGGAAAAAACGCGACAAAUGUUUAGCCUGUUUGUACAACUCGUUCGAAGAACCCGUUCAAUCUAGAAGAAAACUACCAUUGGCUGUUUGGAACGCAGUGAAAAAGGAAGAAAUCAUCGAACUCCCCGAAUCUGUGUCAAGCUCCAUAAGCCUACCGGACGUGAAGGAUCUCGCCUUGUCUCAAUCCGACGACGAGGACAACUGGACAGAAGUUUUGAGGAGUACGAGGAGAUCGCCUGUGUUGGGUAAAAUCGAAUGGAAAUCGUCGUCGAAGAGCUCACUGAGGACGGACGUCGACUCUCAUAAAUUGGGAAAGACUUUCGCUUCGGCGUCCGAAGAAACUCAACCAUCGAGAAGCGAUGGCAGUCCGGACGCUACGCGAAGAAAUUUACAGUCAAAGGAUUCUCUGGUGGCGAACAAUUACCCGAAACCGUUGUCCUCUUCGGAACAUUCGAAACCUUCGUCACUAAGCGGCCACAGUUCCGAGUCCGAAGAACCUCACGUUCAGGUCAAGAAGACCACUCCUGCCUCGGAAUGUUUUGUUUCACCAUACGCGCCACUUCAUUGGGUGCCUAGUCUAGAUCCGCUGAAAUCCCUGAAAUUCAGAAAGCCCGUUUCAAUGUACGGCCGCGCGGACUCGAUGACAAAAACUGAAGAUGACGUUAGCUCCGACGACAAUGCGAACGAUUUUCGUAGCGCGAGAAAAGAGACCAAGUCGAGCAACGCUGCGGCUGGCAGAAAAACCGAUGGUGCCGAAAAAGCGAAGGUGGUACCGUCAAACAAAAUCGGCGACAAAGGCGUUCUGUUGAGACAAAAUUCCGUUGCUGCUAAAUCGAUCGCUUCGCAGCUAUCGCCCCAUGCCGAUCUGGGCAAGAUGAAAUCCAGAGUCGAUCUGUUCGGUAAAAAAAUCGAGGACGAAACGAAAUGUGAAGAAGUGCCUGAAGAACCGUCGGUUGAUUUAGCGGAUGCUCCCGAUGCGUCGGGUGAUGUAAAGUUAAAAUCGGUGUCGGAAUCAGGUGAUGAUUCAAUCCCAGUCGCAGGAGAUGACGGAGGGAAAUCGCUGACUAAAUUUUCAUUGCCGCUGAAUGCUUCGGUGCCUGAAAAAGUCGAGGAGGAUAUUCUUCACUCCAAGCAAUUGGAGAAGCUUACGGCAACGGCGGAUGAGAUUCUUUCGAACGACCGUGCAAUGAAAAUUUUAGAUGAUUGUAUCGAGAAAAAUCUGACACCGUUAGAGAUGCUGAAAGUUUUGAGUUCCGAAACUGUUGAAAAUCUUGCAUUUGUAAAAAAUAAAAACUCAUCAACACCGAAUUCCGAAAUCUCGCGAUCGAUUAAAAUUGCUAAGAAUUUAAUAAAAUUGUUGAUAGAUUCCAGGAGGUACUUGAAUCCCGAUACAUUUUCCCCAAACCUUAAAUUUUCCUCCCCGCAGACCCCCCUUUGCAAUCCACGCCAAUUGAGACGAGUCCUACCGCCAAAAACGUACAACUUAAUCGCUCGCAUAUUGGGAAUGCCGGAAAAUCCUGCGGGAGAAUCCUUGGACCGUAAAACAGGUUCGAAACCGGGAUACCAACCGAAAGACCCCUUCAAACACAGGCAGAGCUACAACCAAGCUCUCGACAACGAAUCUAUGAUUGUACAUCCACCUUCCGCUCGAGGUGAAAAGUUAUUUACGGACGAAGAAGAUUUCGACUACCCCCAGCUGAGCCCUUACGCUCUUUUCGUGCGUAAACCCAGACGGAAGGCCAUUACUUGGAGACCAUUGACGGAACGGGAUAUGUUGGGCUACGAUCCUGAAGCGACACUGAACAUGCGCGCGACCAGAAUGACGAAUAAAAUUUGCAAAGAUUUUUGCGAAUGGUUGCGCGGAUUGGGAGGUGGACACGGUGACGACAUCGAUGAAGAGGUUCUGCGCGACAUGUUCCAAAUUGAAUUCACGGCUGAAGCCUGCCGAACGAUGCAGGUUCUGGUCAAAGAAAUACCCAUGGUUCCGAUGGCUGUGGCGAUGGCGAGGAACACUCCGGGGGCAGGAGAACUGGCAUUGACACGAAAGCAUCUCAUCAAGGAUGCAAAGGCUGAACGAAGGUCGAAAAAGACUAUCGGAUUUGGAUCGAGUUUGCCGAAAGGCCAACGUUUCGUUCCUCCCAAAAAUCGUGUCAACGAAAAAUGGUUGCAAUGCGAGAAUGUCCCCAGGGAUCUUGAGACCAUGGCGACCGUAUGGAAGGGAAUAACGCAUUUGGACAGUGUCAAAGGGUUCCUUGCUUGGGUGAAAGCUCAUCCGGGGGUCAAGCCACCAAAAAUCCUGACGGACGCAUUCGCGAAAAAAGAGGAGCUGUCCAGACAGCCGUCUGCAGACGACGCAGGUGGGCACAUUGAAUUGGAAAUGGAUCAAAUAGAAAGCCUCAAAGUCGGGGACAUGGAAUGAUAGCGCUAUUACUGCGAUAGGCAUGUAUCGGCCUUCCUUAAAUCUAUGAACUUUCAAUAAAACUAUUACCUGAGUCAAACAGAUCAUCAUCACAUCAUCAAUCCCAAUUUCUCGACAUGGAUUUUCCCCUUCGAGAAAAUCGAGAUAUGAUGAAUUACCGGUAGUUGCACUAGUUCGUGUUGCGUGUUUCUCCUUCGGGAGAAUUUCUUUCAGGCUACAAAAUCCCAGAGAUCUAAUUGCCUUCGGCUAAAUCGCAAAACAGAUUGCUUUCUGUACCAUCUGAAGAUGUAAUCAGGAGUUACAUGGAACUGAAAAUAUCAUCAACAGU